AUGGGGGGCAGAUCCGAGAACAAGGCCGGCUACUUCGAUAAGCUCAAGGGCCUCCUCGAGGAGUACAAGAGUAUCUUCAUCGUUGGUGUCGACAAUGUCAGCUCCCAGCAGAUGCACGAGAUCAGACAGGCCCUCCGUGGUGAGGGUGUCGUCUUGAUGGGAAAGAACACCAUGGUCCGUCGUGCCAUCAAGGGCUUCGUCGCCGAUUCCCCCGAGUACGAGCGCCUUUUGCCAUUCGUCAAGGGCAACGUCGGUUUCGUCUUCACCAACUCCGACCUCAAGUCUAUCCGUGACAAGAUUCUCGCCAACAAGGUCGCUGCUCCCGCCAGAGCUGGUGCCGUCGCCCCUGGUGAUGUCUACGUCCCAGCUGGUAACACUGGUAUGGAACCCGGAAAGACCUCUUUCUUCCAGGCUCUCGGUGUCCCAACCAAGAUUGCCCGUGGUACCAUUGAAAUCACUGCCGACUUGAAGCUCGUCGAGGCUGGCACCAAGGUCGGAGCCUCCGAGGCUACCCUGCUCAACAUGUUGAACAUCUCUCCCUUCACAUAUGGUAUGAGCAUCUCGCAGGUUUACGACCAAGGCAACGCUUUCCCACCCAGCGUUCUCGACAUCGAGGAGUCUCAAUUGCUCAAGACCUUCUCGAGCGCAAUCACCACCAUCGCCGCUAUCUCCUUAGCCGCCAACUUCCCAACCCUUCCAUCUGUUAUGCACUCCGUCGUCAACAGCUACAAGAAGGUCUUGGCCGUCGCAAUCAGCACCGAGUACAGCUGGUCUGAGAUUGAGGAGUUGAAGGACCGUAUCGCCAACCCAGAGGCUUACGCAUCCGCCGGUCCUGCUGCCACCACCGAUGCCGCCCCAGCUGCUGAGGCCGCCAAGGAGGAGGAGGAAGAAGAGGAGGCCGAGGAUUCCGCUGAUGAGGGUUUCGGAGGCAUGUUCGACUAA
Cadophora gregata is the source of this 942-nucleotide messenger RNA. It is a transcript of the gene RPP0, whose product is annotated as ribosomal protein P0 (A0) (L10E). Gene Ontology annotation, cellular component: cytosolic large ribosomal subunit. Bases 1 to 942 code for a protein of 313 amino acids. The transcript has 2 exons. Lineage: Eukaryota; Fungi; Ascomycota; Leotiomycetes; Helotiales; Ploettnerulaceae. Gene Ontology annotation, biological process: ribosome biogenesis; ribosomal large subunit assembly; cytoplasmic translation. The record is from RefSeq and is a predicted model, not a curated record. Gene Ontology annotation, molecular function: structural constituent of ribosome; large ribosomal subunit rRNA binding.